UUUCUAGAUGGGUGUCUGAACAUCGAAAUCAAGCAAAAAAGACACAAACGUGGUAUCUCUCAGUGAGCUUAAUGAUCCUCCAAUGAAGGAAAUAACAGAUGUGAAUGAACUCAAAAUUUCCCAAGGAGAUUUUGUCCUUGAAAAGAAUAGUAGAUUUAGAGACUCCUACCAAAUAGGCCCUGCAAUAGGCUCAGGCUCGUUUGGAGAAGUUCGAAAGUGAAAAUAAUAAGCUCACCAAACAAGCCAGGGCUGUGAAGAUUAUUAAGAAAGAAGCACUUGAAGGUAACGAGAAAAUACGCUUCUUUUAUGAAAUGGAAAUCAUGAAAAAACUCGAUCAUCCGAAUAUUCUUAGAAUUUAUGAGGUUUUCCAGGAUGAGAAGAGGUAUUUCCUUAUUACAGAGCUCUGAUCUGGCGGAGAGUUAUUUGAUGAGAUAGCGAAAUAAGACCUUUUACAAUGAGAGUGAUGCUGCUAUUAUUAUUCACCAAAUAUUAGAAGCAAUCUCAUACUGCCAUUCAAAAAGUAUUGUACAUAGAGAUCUCAAGCCCGAGAAUGUCCUCAUAGACUCAACGAAUAAUAACCUAAUAAAAAUAAUAGAUUUUGGGACAAGCUACAAGAUGAAACCUGGUCAGAAAAUGAGUCAGCCAUUUGGAACUUCAUAUUAUAUUGCUCCAGAAGUUUUAUACACAAAUUAUGAUGAAAAAUGAGAUUGAUGGAGUAUCGGAGUUAUCAUGUACAUUCUUCUCUGAGGCAAGCCUCCUUUCGAAGGUGAGACAGAUAAAGAAAUUUGAAAGAAAGUAAGAGAUGGCAGAUACACCAUCGAAGGAGGCCAAUGGGAAGAAGUCACAGAUGAAGCAAAGGAUUUAAUAAAGAAAUUAAUGACUUAUGAUCCCAAGAGACGAAUCAGCUGAUCAGAAGCUCUAAACCAUCCUUGGUUUUUAAGUCAAAUUAAUGAAGAAGGUGACAUAGCAAACACCAUAACAGCUUUGGAGAAUUUGAGAGAUUUUAAAACCACCAAGAAAUUACAACAAGCUGCGAUUGCUUUUAUUGUAUCACAACUAGCCUCUAAAGAGCAAAUGCAUGACCUCCAAAAAGCUUUCAAGCAUCUUGAUGUGAACAAGACUGGUGUCCUCACCAAAGAGGAGUUGAAGAUUGGAUACAAGGAGUUUAUAGGAGAUGGAGCCGAAGAAGAAGUAGACAGAAUUAUGCUAAUGGCUGAUACUGACAAAAGCGGAGCUAUCGAUUACUCUGAGUGGGUAGUUGCCACAAUCAGCAAAAAGGAACUCCUUUCAGAUGAAAAACUCAAACAAGCAUUUAAUCUCUUCGAUGGAGAUGGAGGAGGUUCAAUAUCAUCAUGAGAAAUAAAGGAGGUAUUGGGAAUUGGAAAGACAUUUGAUGAAAGAAUUUGGGGUGAAAUCAUAUCAGAAGUAGAUAUCAACGGUGAUGGUGAGAUUUCAUAUGAAGAAUUUAAAGCAAUGAUGUCAAAGCUCCUCACCGAUGAAAAUCUUGGAGGAAGGGUCACUCAAGAAGAUGAAGAAGAGCAAAUCCUUAAAGAAGUUGAGAAGGAUCUAUAG
Moneuplotes crassus is the source of this 1572-nucleotide messenger RNA. The record is from the annotation of a GenBank genome assembly. Lineage: Eukaryota; Ciliophora; Spirotrichea; Euplotida; Euplotidae.